GGCGGUGGGUGUGUUUGGUGUCACCGGAAGGACCUCGAAACUUGUUCCUUAUGUUAGUAAUUUGGGGGAGGAAGGUUGUGACAGAUUCUGGAGACCCCCGGCGUCUGCGUUCUUGAGAUUUCCUCGGCCCUUGUCAGUUGAAGUGAGGACUUUUUAUUACAGCCAGAGUUAUGAUGCGUACAGGAUAGAUGACGCCGCCAGAGAAAUAAGGGUGGUGUCGCAGGUCAGGGGACAAGGCGAUGAUGCAUGGUCAUGGAGGCUAUGACUCAGACUUUAGCGACGAUGAACAUGGUGGACAAUCUAGCAAGAAAAAAAAGGCAGUUGAAGAUGAUUUGCUACUCAAAAAACCAUUUCAGAAAGAAAAACAUGGAAAGGUGGCCCAUAAACAAGUUGCAGCAGAAUUGCUGGAUAGGGAAGAAGCAAGAAAUAGAAGAUUUCAUCUCAUAGCAAUGGAUGCUUAUCAAAGGCAUACAAAGUUUGUAAAUGAUUAUAUUUUGUAUUAUGGUGGCAAAAAAGAAGACUUCAGGCGUUUGGGCCUUAGCAAGCGAAAUCUCCUCCCACUAACUGGAGAUAGCUGCCACCAGGGGGCAGCAGAGUGCUGUGGUCACAGAGAUGAGGCCGAUCCUGUAACGUUCUGCAGAGCUGUGGCCACCUUCCUUCUGCAACCCUCCCAACGCCUAACCCCUCCCUCCAGUUUCUACCCCUACUUUCUAACCACAACUUCCACUGCUCGCUGUUGA
Molecule: messenger RNA, 740 nt
Organism: Castor canadensis (American beaver)
Lineage: Eukaryota; Metazoa; Chordata; Mammalia; Rodentia; Castoridae
Source: RefSeq, a predicted model, not a curated record